Molecule: messenger RNA, 7657 nt
Organism: Toxotes jaculatrix (banded archerfish)
Lineage: Eukaryota; Metazoa; Chordata; Actinopteri; Toxotidae
Gene: zfhx2
Product: zinc finger homeobox 2
Exons: 5
Coding region: 130-5004 (1624 amino acids)
Biological process (GO): regulation of transcription by RNA polymerase II; brain development; regulation of neuron differentiation
Cellular component (GO): nucleus
Molecular function (GO): DNA-binding transcription factor activity, RNA polymerase II-specific; RNA polymerase II cis-regulatory region sequence-specific DNA binding; zinc ion binding
Source: RefSeq, a predicted model, not a curated record
GGGAGAGGGAGGGGGAGAGCAGGAGAGAGAGGGAGGAGAGGGAGGAGAGGGAGGGCAGGAAAGAAAACUUUUCACUUCUGAGGAGCCACAGAGGAAGCGUGUGCGUGUGUGCGUGCUGAAGCGGAGACCAUGCAGGAGGAGUCUGGAGAGACAGUGAGCAGUGAAAGUAAUGGGGUGGCAGAGUGGCUGUGCCCCCUCUGCCAGAAAGGCCAAACAGACAGAUCCUCCCUGUCUCUGCAUCUCACUGAGCAGCACAGUGUACUUCCAUCCUGUGUCGACAGACUGCUGGACAUCGCUGUUCUGAAACAGGGUGCCAGCAGAGGACAGGAGGACAGAGGUGCUCAGACGUUUUCAGAUGCUGAAUCGUCACAGCUGAAGCACGCUGAAGACUUCAGUUCAGACCCCUGCCAAUCGAGCGAGAGUUCAGACGCUACCCAGACGCUCGGAGACAAAGAGAUGGAGGAAGAGAGAAUAAUGGAACAGGAGGGAGGUGAAGCUGAGCCCGAGCCAGAAGAGGAGGGAGAUCAACUCACAGGAGCCAAACAGCAAAAUGCAACUGAAAACACAGAAAUCCCAGACGCCAGUGAAAAGUCAGUCGGUAAAAAUGGUGUGCCAGCUGAAAAUAACACCCGCUCAUUCAAAUGCAAUGCCUGCCUGGAAACUUUUCCCAGCAGAACUGCCCUGAGCGUUCAUUACAACUCUGCGUCCCACAUUCAGAGGAUGACUACAGGGUCUGCAAAACAAGGCGGAGAGAGUGAUCCUCAGUCUCCCUUGGUUCCUGUCCUGUCCCGGCCAUACAUAUCAAACAAACCCUACCAGUGUGCUAUAUGUCGAGUCUCUUACAAUCAUGCCAUCACCCUCGAGAGCCAUAUGAAAUCUGUGUUGCAUCAGACCCGCAGCAGAAAUGCUGGAAUUGUUGCACAUGCUGCAAACAGUGCGGCAGCCACUGCCGGUUUGGGAGGUGGCACCUCCUCUGCUCUGAACGCUGUAGUGAGCACAUCUGGAAGUGGAUCCGGUCAGUUAGUGACCACCACCAACUGUGCUGCUCCUGGGACUGUGAUGGUGACGACCGCUAACGACGGAGAGCAGAUUCAAACUACGCAAGUGGCUCCCUCCCUCCUCACCUCCCCUGUGGCCUCAGCUCAGGCGGUCUCAGCCUUCCUUACCCUCCUCACUUCGAGUCCUAACACCCUCUCGCACUCCCUUCUCCCCUCCCUGUUCGCGGCCGGCGCUGCUCCCGGUGCCGCCGCACAUCAGCUUGUGCCUCAACCUCAAAUGGUCAUGCCCUUGAUCUUGAAUGGGCUGCAAGCCCAAACCCAGCAGCACCAAGAGAACCAGCAAGGCCAGCUCCUUACCCAGUGUGUGCCAUUCGUAGGUCUCAGCACAGCCCAGCAAGCCCUCCUAACCCAAAGACUUAACAACUUACAGAGCCAGUGGCCCUCUGCAGGAGUCCCGACAAACAUACAGCCCUGCCCCGAAGAGCAAAAACAGACUAUAAAGUGUGAGGGGGAACAAGACAGGCAGAAUAGAGAAGGGACAGAUGAGGAGAGGGUUUCAGCUCAGAUCCAGGACCGAGAAAACCAGGCAACAGAGAGCGUUAGAAGAGAGAAACUUAAGGAAGAGGACACUAAAGAAUUUGCACAAUGUCCUAAUAUAGAAAGCAAAGUGCAGGCUGAGAAUAAUGAAGACAAUGGGAAGGCACAGAGAGAUAGCACAACAGAUGGAGACCACGCGACUAAUCAGUUGGACCUGGAAGGUGAUAAAGCAGCUAGCCUGAAUCCCUCCCCAGCAGGCACAGAGAAGAGCCUCCGCAAUAACAACCUCUCGCCUUCUGCAUCUGUGCCCAGCAACUCAACCCUCAGUCCUGUACAUUUAAACUUAACGCUGAGCCCUGACUCUACUCCUCAAAAAUCACAAUUGGGCACUAGCCCUUGUGGCUCUCUUGGCACCCCAAAAUCCAGCCCGAGUACAAAUGCCUUAACUAACAACCAAACUCCAUCCCAUUGUAACACGAUGGGCACCAUUCAUCCAGACCUUCCAGUGCUGUCAGAGUUCCAGUCGGAGGUUCUCUGGGCGUUCUUCGAGUCACGCAGUGAGGCUGAUGCUGCAAGUCCUCCCCAUGAAGACUGCGAGGCGCUCGGCAGAGAGGUCGGGCUCUCUGAGGAAGAGGUGCGGAGGUGGCUGAGCCAAGCUCGACACAACAAACAGAGGCAGAGGGCGACAGAGUCAGACAACCUGCACGGCUUGGCAGGAUUUUCAAGGCAUCCACAAAGUUCUGACAAUGACUACGAUGACGAGGAAAGCUCACUGAUUAUAGCAGAAGGUGAGGAUGAUGCAGAAGCUUCAGGGAGCCAGGCGAUAGAUUUGUCGAGUACGAGAGGGAAACGAAGACAGAGAGAUUUGGGGAGGGAGGGUCAGGGAGAUUCCUGUCUCACUUCUGACUCAGAAAAUGAGGUCUACACCUCUGUCAUUGUGUCUGAUGAGGAAAGUCAGAAUGGGUCUUUGAGGGAGGGUCCUGAGAGCCCUGCUAAAGGUGAAGCACAGCGGGACGUCCAUGGUGAUAAAGGGUCAGUGGGAGGAAAGGUUUUGCGCUCCACCACUGUGUUUCUCUCGGAUGCAGAGGAUGAGUAUGAAGACGAGGAGGGUGGAGGGGGUCAGAGGGCGAAAAAACGAAAGGGGGAGUUUGAGCGUGAUGAGGUGGAGGUAAAGAGGGAGAGACAGGACCCAGAUGUGGAUCUUGAGCUGGAGGCCCAAGGGGAUCCUCCAGCUUCACAGGCCCACUCGGUGAACCAUCCCGAGAUCCCAGGCAGUGCUCUGCACUCACUUCCUUUGUCCCUCACUCACUUUUCUACUCAGUUCCUUAGCCCCUAUGUCCUUUCUCUUACUCCUUCAGUGGUUGGAGAUGGGAGCAAAGUACCAGUCUUUCCUAACCCACCAACCAUCACACGCUUCUCCAGCUCUCUUCUCUCACAGUCUCUCUCCUCCCACAACCAAACGUCUCGCUACCUGUCCAACGGUGGCGACUGUGAGUCUGCUCUGGACCUCAGCAUGGGCAAAAACAGCUCUAAACCUGCUUCUUCCUCGUCGUCUCUGGCCGAUAAAAUUGCAGCACAGAAGGGGCAGUUGCUGGACGGGCUCGGCCUGAGGCCCACAUCCAAAGGUCUGGUGGUCGUCCAGGUUAAGCCCGAAUCGGUCACUGCCAUGCCCUCCUCCAACAGCAGCGUGAGUCUUGUGAACUGCAAUAACAUGACGAAAUCUAGCAUUUAUAUGCGAGCAGCAGAGAAAAUGGGCUCUACAUUAUUGGAAAGGGAACGAGAAAGGGAGAAGGAAAAGGAGAGAGAGCAAGAGCAGCAGCAGAGGAAGUCCAAAGGAAAAAGGUAUCGGGACAUGCGACGUUCAAGGACCAUCAUUCAAGCUGAACAACUUGACAUUCUGUACGGCUGCUAUUUCAAAGACCCUAAUCCUGGGAAACACGAGUUUGAACAGAUUUCAGAGUGGGUCCACCUUCCAAAGAAGGUUGUUCAGAUUUGGUUCCAGAACAUGAGGGCGAGGGAACGAAAGGGUGAGGUCAGGUUUAUCAGCGAUGGCACCCUGGCAGCGGUUGGUAAACCUCUCAUCAAAUUUACCUGGCCUCUUUCCAAACCCAUAUUCUCCAACAAGCCUGCUCCAAACAACACCGCGUGCAUAACAACCACUCCAAUUGUGCGCACGCUCAUGAAGACAGAGAGGGAGCCUGUGAAGGAGCUCGGCAAACCAGCCGCUGUGAAAAAAAUAACCCCAGUUCCUAUCAAGCCCAAGGAGGCUGUUUCCUCUGCUGUGGCCUCUCCUGUGAGCAGCAGUGCGUCUGCAGUGCCAAAGACCAAGCUCGAAACCACCAGCAACGUCACUAUGGUCAAAGUUGCACCCAAAGUCAACACCCCUGUCCUUUUAGCUCCACCCAAGGAUCCAAUCCCCAUCGCUCCAAGACCAGCCCAGAAACGAAAACUAGAAGAGGAGAGCGAGGAAGAGAAGACCGAUGAAGAGAGAGACAAUGAAAACGAGAUGGGUCCUGGGCCGGGGACCACUAACCGCAUGGUGCCCAAGCUGCCCACAACUCCCAUCAACAACAGGCCUCCUGCCGCGACAGUGGUGCCACAAAAACAGAAUGGGCUGAACUACUGGACGCCCAAAGUUCCCAUUAAGAUCAACACUCUGUCCAGAGAACAACUGGCUCUUCCCACACACACGCCUCCUCGAACCAUCCCCCCUCCCCCCACCCCCAGCAUUGCACCAGUGAGUCCGAAUACCCCCAGCUCUGCCAAAGUGGCCAGCCCCUCCACCCCGGUCGUGGCUAAAUCAAGCCCAACAGAAAGCAGCUUUCUGUCCCACUCCUCCAGCCGUAGGCCACGCACGCACUUGUCCUGCCUACAGCUGUCCAUUCUGCAGUCCUGUUACGAGACCUGUGCCCACCCCAACGCCAUGGAGUGCGAAGCCAUCGGCACUGAGCUCAAUUUGCCGCUCAAGGUGGUGCAGAUCUGGUUCCAAAACACGAGAGCCAAGGAGAAGCGCUGGAGGUUGCAGCAGGAGAAGAUGUCUCCUCUGUCAGGUGGAAAGGUGGACAUGAGCUCAGGAAGCUACUUGCAGUACAACGCUCUCAAAGCCAACCGUCCCAUCUUGCCCAAACCCGUUCAGCUGACAGUUACUGAACCUCCAGCUUCCCCAGUGGCCGGCCAGCCGGUGCCAAAGGAGACCCUGACAGGCCGCUGCGAUGCCUGCAACAUCUCCUUUGAAUCCAGGGCUGCAGCGAGGGCCCACGUCUUCUCCCCACGUCAUCUGGCAACCCUGAGAACCACUAACUUUGGCCAGCCGACGACACUUGUCAACAAGAACGGCAGCGGCGGACCUGGUAGUGCUGUGCCAGGCUCGCAGGGCUCUCAUUCCACUCUGGUAACCAAUUCUGGUGCUGGUCCUGGAGUGGAGAUGGUUAUUGAGUCGCCUCCACCGACAGCCACCAGCAACAGUUAAACACUCAGAUCAGCAUUGGUCUGCACACUGACUAUUCUCGGACCUAUUUGGGCUCCUCAGAUUUUAAUAAACAAAUUUGAGCACUAAUCCUCAAAAGCUGAUAUUCUUAGUUUUUGAACUCGGCCCCCUGCACCCGCUGCCCAACCUUCACUGACUGAAAUCCGUUAAUCUACAACGUUCACCUGGAAUCUAACACGACAGCAGACGAUUUCCACGCUGCUUCUCACUUAAUCAGCUGCUGCCUGAUCAGUGACGAACACGUCUCAAGUCUCCCUUGGUCAUCACACACUUUAUCCAAACACUUUUGGUCCUAACCCUGUGAUUAUAUAAUACCUUGCUUCAGUGAUCUUCCUAUAAUUUGUAAAGGCACUCAGCUUGCCGUGCUUGAACUGUCGUACCCUAAAGACUGAUGCAAAAGUGUUUCCUCUUUGGAAGUGGCCAUUUGACAGUGGGCCCAGGAACACUUUGGGAUAAUAACAUGAAAUACUCACAUUAAUAACUCCCAGUUUGCUCCUGUGGAAUUGUUUUUCUUAUGCCUCCUUUCACUUGUAGAGCAAAGAUUGCUUGGAUGAAACAGGACUGGCCUGAACCGCUGGGAGAGGAAGGACUGGUAUCGACUGUCACCUUUUAAUUUGCUAUGGGAGUGUGAUCUGAAGAGUGUUGUGUCUACUCACUUGGGAUAUAAAAAGAGGUACUUCAGAGAGAAUAGGGCUGUUGAAUUGUCCCCAUUUACAUGUUCAUAGUUUUCAUGACAAUCCAAAUAGAGCAAAAAGAGGCUGAGGAGCGUAGAAUCCUGGCAUACAGCACUUUGACUCAUUUUACAUUGUUUGAGAUGUUUUUAAGCAUUCUGAUGCAAGUGUCUUUUUAUGGAAAGAUACGUUAAUGCAUGUUGGAUGGCUUAAUAUUAAAUCAUGUGAAAUAAAUUGAUUUUUGCUAGUCUAAUGAAACAUGCUUUAGGUGUGAGCAUAACAUUGUGGAAGAGACGGAUCUGAGAACAAAUGGAGAAGAGCUCUGUUCCAAAAUACUUUCACAUGCAUUUCUGAGGGAAAGUCUCUGAAUGUCGUUUCCUUCAGCUUGGACGUAACAAAUCCCGCCUGCAGAGUUCUCAUCGUUCUUUGGGCCAGGGCCUGUAAUCACCAACUACCUUUUACUACAAAUUACUUUGAUCCUGUGGAUUUCACUUUCUCCUCAGAUGUGUGUAUCUCAUGUUGGAAGACGGCUCUUCAAACCUGUUGGACGAUAAAUGUUUUCACCUGCUGUAGGUGUGUUAAAAACAUGACAGCCUUAAGAGGAGACACCACCAGGUAUACCAGUUCAAGCCCAGGUGAUCCUCGUAUAAUGUUUGUGAAAUUAUUUCGUCUGCAUCUGGCAUGGAGGCUCAGACUGAGUCCAUGAAUCUUAUGGUUUUGUUUGCCAUGAAAACUGUGCAUAAGACAGGAAAGUUAAGGUCUUGUUUGUUUUGUUCACUUCAGUAUUUAUACAGACGACAAUAGAAGCAAUUACAAACUGGUGUAACAAUUUUAUUUAGGUCACAACCAAACCUCUAAGAAUAUUUAGAGAAGGGGGCUUGAAAUGGGCCAUUUCCUCCACUUUUUCUGUCCCUGUUCAGUUUUUCAGAGUUAUGAUUUCUGGUAAUGUACGUGCUGUGAAAUGAGAUCUGACAUCUGGAAAACGAGGGAGAAAGUUGGGUAUUACCAGUAUCCUUAAGGGACUAAUGGAUACUAAAGUCUAGGAAGCAAAUUGGGAAACAUUAAAUGUGUUGACUGAGAGCUAAUAAGAUGGUGCUGUGUUGAAGGACAUAUAACAUACUAAAGAUGUUUUCCUUCAAUUUAAGUUGUAUAUUAAUGUUACUAUUGAUAGUUUUAACAAAAUGCAAAACUAAAACAUGAACUUUUGUAAAGAAAUAUAUUAAAAAUAACUGAUAUUCCAAAGUAAUCCUCCCUUUGCUUUCUGUCAUUCAAAAACCAAAAAGCAAUCUUGAGGUCGACAGAGAGCAGGAGAGGUGUUCGUAAAUGCAAACUGUAAAGGACAUCCCACAGCUUGACCCUUGCACUAGUCCACAGUUUUUUGCACAAGUUACAGACAUUUCACAUGAACUCAGCCAUUCACACAGUAUGAAGAGUCACUUGGUUUGGUUGUUGAAUCGGGGAAGGUAACAGCGUCCUUUCAUGACGAAUAAUCUGGACUCCUGUUGGAAACUGUAUCUUGUGUGUAAAGCAGGGACUGCAGUGCUUGGACCUUGAGACUGGGAUCUCUCUCUCUCUCUCACACACACACACACACACACACGGUGUUGCACUGUCCUUACUAGAUAGGUUUUUAUGGAGAUCUGCUUUUUAUUCUCUUAUGUUUUGUCACUUUGAUUAUCACUAUUGUUAUAACUGUACUACUACUUAUACGAUUUAUCAUUACUACUCAUCACUGUUUUUGAUUAUUAUUGAUCCAUAAUGGUUUUUAAUGCCACCUCUGUGCUCGAGAAGAGUAUGGUAUUCCUUUGAAUAUUGAACAAUAAUAGUGGCAGUGUUGUUAUGAAUUGUUAGACUUUUGAUUAAGCUUAUUUUUCCUCCUCACUUGUACCUGCCUUUUUGUGUUUGGUCUCCAUUAUGCUUUCUUUGAUAUACAGAAGAAGAAAUAAAAUCAGUUGAACAACAAA